Oryctolagus cuniculus (rabbit) is the source of this 5078-nucleotide messenger RNA. Lineage: Eukaryota; Metazoa; Chordata; Mammalia; Lagomorpha; Leporidae. The record is from RefSeq and is a predicted model, not a curated record.
GGUAAGACAGGCUGGCCGCGCGCUUGGGAAACUAAUUGAGUCCUUGUUGUGGCUGUGCUUGGGAGGCCCGGAGGCAAGUUUCUGAAAAGUUGGCCUGGUUGGGCCUGCCUUCUCUAUCGCAGGCAGAAUGAUUCUUAACUUUCCCGGGAGAACUUGGUAUUAAGUCUGGACCGCGCUAAGUGGCCGGGGAGAAAGCCUCUCCCCGGGCAGUCACCCCGUCACCCCUCGGGACAGUGCGUCGGGGUGGCCUGGUGCCUUCCUCAAGUUAAAGGUGAGGUGUCAAGUGUAGCUAGGAGGCAAAAGAUCAGAACGGGAGCCAAUUAAAACCCACGCACGGGCAUUCGCCACCGUGCUGCUGGCUCUUCCCGGCUGCGGAGUUUCGAGGGCCUCGCAUCUGGCAGGGAAGUGGCCAAGGCCCUCCAACAUGGGCGUGCUUUUCGCCAAGUUGGACAGGGACUCUAACUUGGGGGAACCUGUCGUCGCCUUUAAGCUGCACUCGCUUUCGGAGGUCUCCAGUCUCUAGCAAUCUGAUGGGGAAAAGCCCCAUUUAGGAACAAUAGUUACAAGGCCCAAGGCUCCCAAAACCGAUAAACGGGACAGAGAAUCUGAUGAACCCACAAUCAGUUCCUAGUGCGGAACCGCUUAGCUCCAGUAGCAGUAGUCGCCAGGCUGCCCUCAGCUGCCUUUGUAUUAGAUAACUAACAACAAAACUUAACAGUGAGGAGGGCUGCCUCUGGCAAACUCCUUCCCAGCUUCUAUGCACAUUUAGACCUCAGGCUGCUAAUCGGUGGGCUGAGAGCAAAGGCUGUCUUCUCUCUGACUCUGCGUGCUUUAAGGAGUGUGGGUCUGAGCUGAGGUUUGGAGGGGGGCAGAAGCCCUUCCCUGACUCUUCUUUGGCUCUCUCACCUCCAGGCUUCCUGAGCAGGCCCUAGCAUUCUCUCCAAGUCUUUCCUCCUGCGGAGUCUCUACCUUGCCAUCUCGUCCAGCCUCAGCACUUCCUUGACAGCCCUGGGUGUUUGCCUUUCGCUGGGGCAGAUGUGCAGAGGGAAACAAGCCAGGCUUCUCAGGAAUAUGGCUGACAAGGAGCGAAAGGCCCUGGAGCUGUCCUGUAGGUAGGGCCGUGGUGAAGCUGCUGCCCCCAAAGGCAGUGCCCCUGACUUCCGGAGGGAAGCUGUGAGGAGCCGCGGACUGUCCUGAGGAGCUGGGGACACCGUGCACACUCCCUUGCUGUGGGCCGGGUUCUGGUGCUCACACUCCCUAGACCUGAAAACAGCUUCGGGAAUAGCAGAGCUGGGCAUUGUAGGGCAGAAGAGAGUUUGAUGAAGUGGUCUCUGUGACUGUUUAAGGUGGUCUGUAAGCAUUUCUCAAGAAAGGAGUCCCUGCGCCCUCAGGUGUCUCUUUCGUCUGUGUCAUCUCUUCACAUUUAUGAAUUUGUCCCCCAGAAUGGGAAGAUAGAGGUUUUUGUUUGUUUUGCUUUAUUUCCCCUUCAUUUUUCUCUCUUAGGUUAGAACAAGUAACUAGGAGAGUCUGGUUCCAACUCUAGAAGUGGAUCUCCAUGGCAAUAUCUGUUCUUAAUUUUUCUAUUUCCAGUUUCCCUGGCUUGCUUUCUCUCCGGACCUAGGGCAGGAGUCGGAAUUCGUGUCAGUGGUGGCAUUUUGCAACAGCCCCCUGCCCAGCAGCACCCCUGUAGCAGGGCUUUCAGAUCCCUUCCAUAUCUUGUGCUCUUCAAGCUAUUCUUCGGGAGACGCAAAGUUCACAGUUCACGGUCUGUAGAAUCACAAAACCAAAACAACCUGGGAGGAGGAGGAGUGAGGGCAAGAUGGUGAGCCGAGCUGCAGCUGCUGCAGAGGCAGCUACAGGCUUUAGGAGAAUGAAACAGGGUGAGGCGUUCACUGGGCAAACCAUUUACUCCCAGCAAGUAUUCAGGGAUAGCCUGAGCCUUCCAAAUUGAAAAUAAGCAAUUGCAAAGGAGAAUGGGAUUAGUACAAGGAGAGGGCAGAGUGAUGACUUUGGGGAACUAAGCUGCCAGGGAUGGGGGUGGGAUAAUUUCAAGCCAUUCACCGCACAUACCUUGUACACAUUUACACAACUUUUGUUUUCUGUUAGUUUUAUCCCAUAAUUUCAUUCUUUAAAAAAAAAUUACCAAUCCUGUGGGGUGGGGGAGAGGACAGACCAGAUAGUUGUUUUCCGCUAAGAAGAUGAACAUACAAGUGGAUCCCUUCUUAUGCAGUACUUGUAAGGAGAAAUUCCAUGUGGGAUUUAUUUUUUUAUUUAAUUAUUUAUUAACCAUGUGGGAUUUAAAUUCAAGAAAACUGCUGGAUGAGACUGCCUGUUGCUGUGUGUUUUUUUCAGCUGCUCUUAGAAUGUAUUUCUAUGUAAUGUAUCUUGUGUAUUAAAAAGCAUAUCAGAUAUUUCUGCAUAAGUAGCUCACCACUUGCAGAGUAAGGGAAGCUGUGAUAAAAUUGUAGGUCUACAUAUACAGUAAGUAUAGAGACUGUCAGGAGUCUCUACAUGUCUGCUGGCAAAUCCUGUAGAUCUGUUUGGUGUUUUUGGUGUGUGUGUGCACACACAUGCACGCAGGUGUGCUUUGAUUUAAAAACAUAGUUGGUCUUUUUAUAGGGCAAGGAACCUCUUUUUUACCUAGUUUUAGAGGUUCUUUUCCCGCCCCGCCCCAUUAGAUACAAAGGUAGGUGCACCAGGAGCACAGGGAAGCUUUGCCCCCUGCAGAUUUCUUUGAGAAAAUCACACGCUUUAGGGAAGAGUGUGUUUGCUGGACACUACUGGAGAAAAACCUCCGGGUUCAGGGAGUGACUAACACUGAAACUCGGUUGUGUAACUGGAGAAAUCUUUCCAAAAUUUUGUUUCAGAAUCUUGAAAAGAAUGAGUUAUUUUAUCUAACAAUGAAGUAUAUUGAACAGCCCUUUCAAAGUGGAGGUGGAUUUAAGGAAAAUUUUGUAUUUUUAUGGUUAUAACUUCCAGUUAUGGAUUGAAGUAUUCUUUCUUUUCUUUUUGAUUGUAGAUUUCACCUGCCCCCUGAUUAUCCUAUGAUUGCCUGGAAUUAUUCAUUUUGACUGAGCCCCCAAAUUCUAAUUUAAGCUUCUUUAUAUGCUGUUGAAGUUAUUUCUCCUAAAUCUCUCCUACACCCUUCUCACCCUUGUCCCACUGCGGAAAUACCACAGGAAGCAUGGUGGACCUCUCCGCUGUUGGCUUAUCCUGAGCCAGCAGUCUCAAGCAGCCAGGGGCCUGUCAGGACCUGGCUCAGGAACUGAAGGAGUUAGGGGUCACAGCCAAGAUGUGACUGAAGAACGACUUGGGGAUGGCGGCGCAGCAGACACCACGGAGGCCUUCAGCGACAAAGACACAGACCAAAGGAGCUCCCCCGAUGUGACCAAAAGUAAGAGCUGCUUCACCCCCGAGAGCCCCGAGGUCGUGGCUGUGGAUGAAGGUGGCUACGCCGUGCAGAAGAACGGAGGCAACCCCGAGAGCCGCCCCGGCAGUCCCAAGUUCCAGGCCGAGCAGAGUCAGCUGCUGAUCGAGGGCCCCACGGGCACCGUCUCGCUGCCUUUCAGCUUGAAAGCCAACAGACCUCCACUUGAGGUGCUUAAAAAAAUAUUCCCCAACCAGAAGCCCACGGUGCUGGAGCUCAUCCUGAAGGGCUGCGGGGGGGACCUGGUGGGCGCCGUGGAAGUGCUGCUGUCCAGCCGCUCGUCGGUGGCCGGCGCCGAGCGGACCGCGGCCGAGCCGGACAGCCUCGUGUUGCCCUCCAACGGGCACAUCUUUGAACACACCUUGAGCUCCUACCCCAUCUCCUCGUCCAAGUGGUCCGUGGGCUCGGCCUUUCGAGUCCCAGACACGCUGAGGUUCUCUGCGGACUCUGGCAACGUCGUCCCCAGCCCCCUGGCCGUGCCCCUGCAGCACCCGUUUCCCCAGCCGCCCCGGUACCCCCUGAUGCUGAGGAAUACUCUGGCCAGAAACCAGUCGAGCCCCUUUUUGCCCAACGAUGUCACCCUAUGGAACACCAUGACGCUGCAGCAGCAGUACCAGCUGAGGUCCCAGUACGUGAGCCCCUUCCCCAGUAACUCCACCAGUGUCUUCAGGAGCUCGCCGGUGCUCCCCAGCCGCCCCGCCGAAGACCCUCGCCUCUCGGUCCCCGAGGAUGGAUGUCCCAUCGUGUCGAAGCAGUCCAUUUACACCGAGGAUGACUACGACGACAGGUCUGACUCCUCGGACUCCAGAAUACUCAACACGUCAUCCUAAGCCGGUGCCGGAUGGGUGCUGACCAGGUGACCUGUGCUGUGCGCUUGAACCCUGGGGACCCCCAGGAGAGGCCACGUCUCGCACAUACCCUUUCCUUCUGUCUGACAAAGUGACUGCUUGAUUCUAUACAUUAGCAAUAAAAACAUAACUUAUUUAAUUUCUUGCACUUCACUGGAAAAUGCCAAAUAGCUUUGCUCUGUGGCUUUAGUGCUGAAUGUCUGUUGUAAGAGAGUCUCAUGCUAAGGGUAGUCUUGGGAAGGCUGGGUCACGAUGUAAAGCUCAAGUCAGCCUUGCUCUAAGCCCAGCCUGGAAUGUUACAUAAAAUAGUAUACAUGAAUGCAGUUUUGCAAAGGAGGACCCCUCAGGAUGUUCGCAACCUAAAGGAAGUGGUUCAGUUGCGAAUGGACGAUAAAUAGGGACAUUAUGCGCCUCCUCUAAAAAUCCUUGCAUCCUAAAGAGAGACUGCACUUAAGAAUAGAGUGAACUGCUUAUAUGCUUAUUUAAGCUUGGACAGUUGUCAGAGUCAAGCUCCAUUAGGAAUUAUUCUUUUCACAUGUCUGAAUUGAAACAUGUGUAAUGUCUAUGUAAAACCAAUCACAGCUGUGAGCUGCAUGAAAUGUGUUGUGAAAUGAACACAAGAGUAAGCUUUGUCAGGUUAAUGUAGCAUGCUAAGGACUCUAGAAAAAAAUAAACUAAGAAGAUGAUCUUGGUUUAUGUCAUUUCUACUUGUGAAAGAUGGUCUCUAAAAAUAGAAACGAUGUGGGUUAAGAAUCAAGGUAUCAGGUAAAUGAGACAUGACUUGAGAGACAGGAAUGGCUAAC